CACACAAGAUGAAUCUCAACGUCUCCUCCUUUUCUCUCCUCUCCCUAACCCUCUUACUCCUCUUCUCGCCCACCGUUACAGCCGAUAACAUCACACAUGCGUUUGAGAAAUACUCCAACUUCAGCACCAUGAGUGACCUCUUCACCAAAACCAAGCUCACUACACUCAUAAGCAAGUACCAAACCAUAACCUUACUCGCUGUUAACAACAACAACAUCAGCUCUAUCACUAACAAAUCCGCCAUUGAGCUCAAGAACAUCCUCAUGACUCAUGUCAUUCUUGAUUACUAUGACGAGCUCAAGCUUAAGGGGAUGAAGGAGAAGAGCAUCAUGCUCACUACCUUGUACCAAACAACCGGUUUGGGUGAAGAGAUGAAUGGUUUCCUCAACUGUACCAAAUCCAAAGGAAGAGUUUACUUUGGAUCCGGAGUAAAGGGCUCACCACUAAACGCUGAGUAUGUUACCACGUUGUAUCACAACCCUUUUAACCUUUCUAUAAUACAGAUUAGCAUGCCCAUUGUGGCUCCUGGACUCAGCUUAGCAGUUCUCCCACCUCCACCACCACCCGUUCCUUUAGCUCCAGCUCCUGCUCCAUCUACUAUGAAUGCUGCAAUGGCUCCAAGUCCAUCUCCCAUGAGUGGUGCAACCCCUCCAGCUCCAGCUCCUGGACCAGGUGAUGAAGACAAUGCCUCGGAUAGUAAUGUUCCAAAACUUACACCUGAAACAGAGACACCAGAGGUUGAUUCUCCAGCACCUACUCCAAGCGCUGAUAAUGAGAAGAUUGAAGCUGCUGAUAAGGCUGGGAAGACCUCUUCUGCUUGCAAGACACGUUUUAGCUUUGAAGUUGUUGUUCUCUUGAUGGUAUUUUUUGUUAGCUUUGCUUGGUUUUAAGUUGGAGUUAGAUCAUGUGGUCUGAUGACAAUAAUGGUAGAUGAGAUUCAAAAACAUUUAUUCAUUU
Brassica oleracea var. oleracea is the source of this 957-nucleotide messenger RNA. RefSeq names its product fasciclin-like arabinogalactan protein 5. Gene Ontology annotation, cellular component: plasma membrane. The coding region runs from base 9 to 890 and encodes 293 amino acids. The record is from RefSeq and is a predicted model, not a curated record. Lineage: Eukaryota; Viridiplantae; Streptophyta; Magnoliopsida; Brassicales; Brassicaceae. The transcript has a single exon.